Messenger RNA from Closterium sp. NIES-65, 1239 nucleotides. The record is from the annotation of a GenBank genome assembly. Lineage: Eukaryota; Viridiplantae; Streptophyta; Zygnematophyceae; Desmidiales; Closteriaceae.
AUGGCGGUGGAGUCGUUGGCGACGCUGUGCGUGUUGUCGCUGAUCGACCAUCGCGACCUGCUGGGCGACCUCGGCGACAUGGACCUGUCGUUGCUGCGACCCGUGUUCGAACACUGCACGGCGGAUCAACUGGACCGGAUUGAGAACGAAAAUAAGGUCAAUCUCAAAAGAGCAGUUUGCGUUCUGCAGCCCUCCCUCAUCUGCGAUCGUGACUUCACCCCUUUCACAGACGACCUCUGGGAGCGGUGCUACGAACGCAGGUACGGCAUUGAUGGCGUGGAGCAGGUUCAGGACAGAAUGAAGCAAGCAAAAGUACUCUACACGUGGCGCCAGCUGUACCAUGCUCGGCAGCAGGCAGAUGAUCGCACGCAGCAGAAGUGUGUUUCGCGGUUGAAAGAGCUUUAUCACCGGGCAGAGGAAGGGCCCUCCUCUCAAGCAGCAGCCUGGGCGAACAAGGCAGGCAGCUCUAUGCUCAAGAAGGCUCGCCUGGGAUAUGCUAACAGGUUGUCUUCCCUGUCUCAUCCCACAUGUCCCCGCCUCCCCCCUUCCCCUCCUCCCCCCCCUCCCCUCCUCCCCUCCGACCCCCCUCCCCCGCUCCCCCCCUCUCCUCCUCCCCCCUCCCCCUCUCCUCCCCCCGCCUCCCUCCUCCUCCCCCUCUCCUUCCCCCAUCCUCCCUCCCAUUCUCCCCUCCCAAGAGCCAUGGGGAUGGAGGCUCGGGGGCAGGUUCGGGAGCAGGCCAGGGGUUCGUCCGGAGCAGGCAUCCUGAAUAUUGUUGACCAUAGACAGGGUUUUGUGGGUGCAGAGGAGGCUUGGGAGGGCGGUAAGAGGAGAUGCAGAGAUGGAGAGGGAAGCAGAGAGAGACGAAUGAACAGUGGCAUAGACAGGGACAGAGACAGAGAUUGGGAGUGGGAGAGUGGAGGAGGAGAAAGUGGAGAGGAAGAGAGAGAUAUGGAAGACCAUGAGGAGGAGGAGAACCAUGGGAAGAGGAGGAGAGAGACUGGCAGGGGAAGAGGGAGAGGGAACGGCAGGGAUGCAGAGCAGGAUGGGGAGUGGAAUAGGAACAGAAGUAAAGGCUAUGGCAGGGGUGUAGGUGGAGGCAACGACAGGAGGCAGGCUGAUGGAGUGGGUGGGAAGAGCCAGCAUGGGCAGACUGGCAGCAAGGAGCGUGUUGCUGAAAGAGGAGCAGGGAGUUUCAAGGGGAAGCGGAAGGUGGAGAGCAGCAUGGACUGGGGCGUAUAG